Molecule: messenger RNA, 420 nt
Organism: Funneliformis mosseae
Lineage: Eukaryota; Fungi; Glomeromycota; Glomeromycetes; Glomerales; Glomeraceae
Source: the annotation of a GenBank genome assembly
AUGUCAGGUCAAAUUAAUAUUUCAUCGAUCGAAUAUAUCAAACAAUCUGAACUCGCCCGAAUUAUGAAAGAUACCACACAAAUUCCUGGGAAAGAUUACCUUGUGGUUGAUGUUAGAGAUGAUGAUUACGAGGGAGGUAACAUACCAAACAGCAUUAACAAACCUUCUCACAAAAUAAAUGAUCAUAUUACCGCUCUUGUUUUCAAGCACAGUCAAGUACCUAGGAUAAUUUUCACAUGCGCUUUAUCUCAAGUUCGUGGUCCAAAAUGUGCAAGAAUAUAUAAAGAAAAUACAACGAACAAAGAUCAAAAGGUUCAAGUAUUACAAGGUGGAUUUAGCGAAUGGCAAAGAGAAUAUAAGGAUGAUCCUCAACUCGUCGAGAAUUAUGAUGCUGAACAUUGGGAAUACGAAGAUUAUUAG